AUGGGAAAAAAUAAGUAUUUGGAAGAGAAGACACAGAGCGAUGAGGAGGAGACGGUAUGUUUUGUAGGGUUUGUUGGGUUGGCUGUGCUGUAGAUUUACCCCUGCCUCCCAUACUCUCCUACCCACUAUCACCUAUCUUAUCUUGCCCCUACCCUACCAUAUGCUACUUCGAAUUCAGCCUUUAUAUCUGUUUCUAACACUAUUCUUACCUAUAUGUUUCACUAAAUAAUGUGCCUUCAGAACGUUGAUUCAACAUCUUUCUUUGACUACCUAUUGGGAAUGAACUACUGGAAGAUAUCUGACGAAGAAAUGACAAGAUUGGAAGCGGAAAAAGACAAAAAACAAAGGGAAUUGGAACGGAUUAAGGCACAGGAUUGGAGAAAACUGUGGGAAAUCGAAUUGGACGCUUUCUUGGAUGAGUAUCAUCGACAGGUGAGUUACUGUAUUUUUGUGGGGCACUGUAGAGUAAGUUUGGCACGUCAGAGGUAGCUAGAGUACUGUAGGGUUUGAUACGGUAACGGUAGGGCACUGUAGGAUAACGUAAAGUAGGACAGGGUAAAGUUGGGCAGGGUAGCGUAGGGUAGGGUAGGGUAAAGUAGAGUAGGGUAAGGUAGGGUAAAUUACUGUAGAGUAAGGCAGGAUAGGGUAGAGUAGGGUAUAUUAGUUUAUGGUAUAAUGGGUAGAGUAGGAUAGGCUUUGUAAGACGAAGAGUUAACUGUGAUAAACUACAUUUUGACCGUAGUAAAACAUGCAUUUAUAGGAAGAAAAGCUCCAAAAAGAAGAAAUAGAAGCCAACAAACAAAAUGUGGACAAAGUCCAACCUUCCCAACGUGGCACUCGCAUAGUACCGGACUAUUCAGCACCUGUUCACUAUCCGAAAUCAAAACGAAACGAAAUGGACGAAGAUGUUCUAGUAGACGAAGAAGUCGAUUUACAACAGCUGGAGAAUACAGAUGAAUAA
Bursaphelenchus okinawaensis is the source of this 961-nucleotide messenger RNA. The record is from the annotation of a GenBank genome assembly. NCBI's taxonomy places the organism in Eukaryota, Metazoa, Nematoda, Chromadorea, Rhabditida, Aphelenchoididae.